UAGAACUGCACCAUAAGGUUUCUAAGGAGUGCCAGGUGGUUUCGAACUGCUGACCUUUCGGUUAGCAGCCAUAGCUCUCAACCACGGGGCCACCAGGGCUCCUUGUCUCUUAAAGGUAGUGGGAAAUGACUAAAAGGUUUUAAUCCACGGGGUAGGGAGGGAUUACUGAUCAGACUUGCGUUCUUAAGAGACCAUGCUGUUUUUUUGUGAAAAUCAGAUUGGAAGGGGUCAGGGGGAUUGCACAGGGAUCACUUAGGAACUUAACUGCAGUUUUAAAAAGAAAGAAAAACCCAUUGCUGUCGAGUCGAUUCCACCCCAGUCCUACAGGACAGAGUAGAACUGCCCCAUAGAGUUUCCAAGGAGCGGCUGGUGGAUUUGAACUGCCAACCUUUUGGUCAGCAGCGGAGCGCUUAACCCCUGUGCCACCAGGGCUCCUGCAGUAGACCAGGCUUUAUCCCUGGAGAUUUUUAUAGGUUGUUUCUAAUCCUCGUAACCUUACAAGGAUGUAUUCACAAGCUGCUGGGUAUCUGUUAAAGCGUUUUGAAAUGGUUUUCAAAUAUAUUUCUUGACAAUUAAGAAGGAAAAGGUGACGUGGUCUUGUUUUCUCUUUUUGUCCAGAUAAGUAUGUGAAGUUUUGCUGCUGUGUUGUGGUUUAAAUAGCCUUUUGUGGGCAAGCGUGGGAACCAAGUUUAGAACCUAACCCGUUUUAACACUGAUACCCAGACUCUCUUCUGUUGUAUUUUCUUUAUGCUGCCAUAGAAUUUUCAGUAUUUUAUAGCAGUGCUGUUCAAACCAAUGUUGCUACAAAUGUGAGCUACACAUACAAUUUUAAAUUUUCUAGUAGCCGCAUUAAAUAGGUGAAAAGAAACUGGUGAAAUUCUUUUUAACAAUAUAUUUCAUUUAACACAGUAUGUCUGAAAUAUGGUGUGUAAUUGAUAUAACAUUAUUAAUGAAAUACUUAGCUUUUUUUACAUUACCUCUUAGAAGUCUGGUAGGAAGUUUAUGCUUACAGCACAUCUCAGUUUGAACUAGCCACGUUUCAGGGGCUCACGAACCGAAUGUGGCUAGUGGCUGCCGUAUCAGACAAUGUAGCUCUGUAGGUUUCUUGGUUCAUAAGAAAAAUAGUUGUUUUGUUUUGUUUUUCUUAAGCUAUUGAACUUAGAAGGAGCCCUGAUGGCGCAAUGGUGAAAGUGCUUGGCUGCUAACCGAAAUCUCAGUGAUUGGAACCCACCAGCUGCUCCUUGGGAGAAAGAUGUGGCAGUCUGCUUCCAUAAUCAGACAGCUAAAUGGAGUCUGAGCAGCUGUUCCAUAGAGGCUACUAUAGAAACAGCUACAACAGUAUAACAAGUGCGAGUAGUGAUGAGGAGCUUUUAGAUGGAGCAGGUGUUAUUAUGGACUUUCAGACUUCUGAAGAUGACAAUUUGUUAGACGGUGACACAGCAGUUGGAACUCAUUAUACAAUGACAAAUGGAGGCAGCAUUAACAGCUCUACGCACUUACUGGAUCUUUUAGAUGAACCAAUUCCAGGGGUUGGUACAUAUGAUGAUUUCCACACUAUUGAUUGGGUGCGAGAGAAAUGUAAAGACCGAGAAAGGCAUAGACGGAUCAACAGCAAAAAGAAAGAAUCAGCAUGGGAAAUGACAAAAAGCUUGUACGACGCAUGGUCGGGAUGGCUGGUAGUAACGCUAACAGGAUUGGCGUCAGGAGCGUUGGCUGGAUUAAUAGAUAUUGCUGCUGAUUGGAUGACUGACCUCAAAGAGGGCAUUUGCCUCGGUGCAUUGUGGUAUAAUCACGAACAGUGUUGUUGGGGAUCUAAUGAAACAACAUUUGAAGAGAGGGAUAAGUGUCCACAGUGGAAAACGUGGGCAGAAUUGAUCAUAGGUCAAGCGGAGGGUCCCGGUUCUUACAUCAUGAACUACAUAAUGUACAUCUUCUGGGCCUUGAGUUUUGCCUUUCUCGCAGUUUCGCUAGUAAAGGUGUUUGCUCCAUAUGCUUGUGGCUCUGGAAUUCCAGAGAUUAAAACUAUUUUGAGUGGAUUCAUCAUCAGAGGUUACUUGGGAAAAUGGACUUUAAUGAUUAAAACUAUCACUUUAGUACUGGCCGUGGCAUCAGGUUUGAGUUUAGGGAAAGAAGGCCCUUUGGUACAUGUCGCCUGUUGCUGUGGAAAUAUAUUUUCCUACCUCUUUCCGAAGUAUAGCACAAAUGAAGCUAAAAAAAGGGAGGUGCUCUCAGCUGCCUCGGCUGCAGGCGUUUCUGUGGCUUUUGGUGCACCGAUUGGAGGAGUUCUUUUUAGCCUGGAAGAGGUUAGCUAUUACUUCCCUCUCAAAACUUUAUGGAGAUCGUUUUUUGCUGCUUUAGUGGCUGCGUUUGUUUUGAGAUCCAUCAACCCGUUUGGUAAUAGCCGCCUCGUCCUUUUUUACGUGGAGUAUCAUACACCAUGGUACCUUUUUGAACUGCUGCCUUUUAUUCUCCUAGGGGUAUUUGGAGGGCUUUGGGGAGCCUUUUUCAUUAGGGCAAAUAUUGCCUGGUGUCGUCGACGCAAAUCCACAAAAUUUGGGAAGUACCCCGUUCUUGAAGUCAUUGUGGUCGCAGCCGUGACUGCUGUGAUAGCCUUUCCCAACCCGUACACCAGGCUCAACACCAGUGAACUGAUCAAGGAGCUUUUUACAGACUGUGGUCCCCUGGAAUCCUCCUCCCUUUGUGACUACAGAAACGAUAUGAACGCCAGUAAAAUCGUCGACGAUAUUCCUGAUCGUCCCGCAGGCGUUGGAGUAUAUGCUGCUAUCUGGCAGUUGUGCUUAGCACUCAUGUUCAAAAUCAUAAUGACAGUGUUCACUUUUGGUAUCAAGGUCCCGUCAGGCCUGUUCAUCCCCAGUAUGGCCAUCGGCGCCAUCGCGGGAAGGAUCGUGGGCAUCGCGGUGGAGCAGCUCGCCUACUAUCACCACGACUGGUUUCUCUUUAAGGAGUGGUGCGAGGUCGGGGCCGACUGCAUCACCCCUGGCCUUUACGCCAUGGUCGGCGCUGCUGCCUGCUUAGGUGGUGUGACAAGGAUGACUGUCUCCCUGGUGGUUAUUGUUUUCGAGCUUACUGGAGGCUUGGAAUAUAUCGUCCCACUUAUGGCUGCAGUGAUGACGAGUAAAUGGGUUGGAGAUGCCUUUGGCAGGGAAGGCAUUUAUGAAGCGCACAUCCGAUUAAACGGCUACCCUUUCUUGGACGCAAAAGAAGAAUUCACUCAUACCACCCUGGCUGCUGAUGUCAUGAGGCCUCGAAGGAGCGAUCCGCCCCUGGCGGUGCUGACCCAGGACAAUAUGACGGUGGACGACAUAGAGAACAUGGUCAAUGGGACCAGCUACAAUGGCUUUCCUGUCAUCAUGUCAAGAGAGUCUCAGAGAUUAGUGGGGUUUGCCCUCAGAAGAGACCUGACAAUUGCAAUAGAAAGUGCCAGAAAAAAGCAGGAAGGUAUUGUUGGCAGUUCUCGGGUGUGUUUUGCACAGCACACCCCAUCUCUUCCGGCAGAAAGUCCCCGACCCUUGAAGCUUCGAAGCAUUCUUGACAUGAGCCCUUUUACAGUGACAGAUCACACCCCGAUGGAGAUCGUGGUGGAUAUCUUCCGAAAGCUGGGUCUGAGGCAGUGCCUUGUGACUCACAACGGGAUUGUCUUGGGGAUCAUCACCAAGAAGAACAUAUUAGAGCAUCUCGAGCAAGUAAAGCAUCACGUGGAGCCCUUGACGCCUCCUUGGCAUCAUAACAAAAAAAGAUAUCCUCCGUCAUAUGGCCCAGACGGCAAACCAAGACCCCGCUUCAAUAAUGUUCAACUGAGUCCCACAGAUGAGGAGAGAGACAAAGCUGAGGAGGAGGUUCAUUUGUUGAAUAGCACAACUCUUUAGCCUGAGGGAGUCGCCUACUUUUUUUUCUCCUUAAAAAAAAAAAAAAAAAA
Trichechus manatus latirostris (Florida manatee) is the source of this 3937-nucleotide messenger RNA. It is a transcript of the gene CLCN3, whose product is annotated as chloride voltage-gated channel 3. Gene Ontology annotation, cellular component: synaptic vesicle; plasma membrane; Golgi apparatus. Bases 1287 to 3887 code for a protein of 866 amino acids. Gene Ontology annotation, biological process: chloride transport; transmembrane transport. NCBI's taxonomy places the organism in Eukaryota, Metazoa, Chordata, Mammalia, Sirenia, Trichechidae. The transcript is spliced from 14 exons. The record is from RefSeq and is a predicted model, not a curated record. Gene Ontology annotation, molecular function: voltage-gated chloride channel activity.